This is a messenger RNA of Ruditapes philippinarum (Manila clam), 2640 nucleotides long. RefSeq names its product MYCBP-associated protein-like. The record is from RefSeq and is a predicted model, not a curated record. Lineage: Eukaryota; Metazoa; Mollusca; Bivalvia; Venerida; Veneridae.
GGAGGCUUGUAGAUCUUUGAUGGAAUUAUUUGUUAAGUAUGAUAAAGAAAGCAGAAUUGGUGACAAAAUUAGAAAGGGCUAACGGACCAUCUGAUGGUGUUUUUAUAAAGGAUUCUGAAAUAAAAAUGAAGAAAAGUGCUGAUUUGGAAAGUAAAGAAUUGUUUACAAGUAAGGAAAAUGUGAAUGAGAAAUCUAAAAAAUCUGAAACAAAACUACAAAAGGAUAGUAGAUCUGAAAGCAAAAAGGAUUUGAAAAUCAAUGUUGAUGCUAAAAAUGUCAAAGGUCAGAAGUCAAAUUCUGAUACAAAGUCACCUAAAAGGUCAGAGGUGAAGGUUAAGGAUGUGGAUUCAAGGAAACGAGGUCAGGCCAUGAGACGUCUCAGAGGGUCUGUACAUACAAUACAAGCCCUUUCAAUGCUCAGUAAUAAGCUGAAAAAUCGAAAAAGAGAUGGUACUCCAGACAAGUCGGGAACACCUUCCCAAGAUGCAAUGCCUGAUGAGUCGGCAGCUUCCGCCCGCAAUGUCAUCUGGAAUGAAGAAAUUGAAAAACUGCAGAUAAAAGAUGAAGAACUUGUCAAGGUAAGGGAACCUCGCCCACCUGAGUCAGGUAGAAAAACUCCUGUAACAGAAAGACUGACUGUCAGGAAAUUAAAACCAGCCGAGGAGCUCAACAGACCUAAACCUAAAGUGGUGACAGUUGCCAAACCUGCUCCACCAGAUGCCACUGUUAAACCUAUGGACCUGUCAGGUUUUGCUGGACCGAGGUAUGAUGCUGCAGGUAAUGUGGUAGCCCACAGCAUUCUGGGAAAUUACGAGGACUUCCAGAAGGAAGCCGUUGAUCGUGGCGAUCUUAUGGACAUAGCAACUGUAAGGAAAGAAGACAUGCAGUCAUCUGCUCUGACCUUGAAGUAUGAGAAAAAGAAACGUCGCUAUGACAAUGACAAAUGGGGUCGUAACAAUGAGAGUAAUGCUUUACGCAACUGGCAACUUAAAAUGAUGGAGAGGAAAAAGCAGCAGGGAUAUAUCUCAAAGUUACUACAGAAGAGUCCAGAAGAUCUUGCUAUGAAUCAGGCUGAUAACUACAGGGCAAUCCAGGAGGACAGAUAUAUCAUAGAUAGAACUAUCCCUGCUGUAGAUUAUGGAAAAGGAUUCCGUGUUGGAAGUGAGUUUUGGAAGCAACAGGAAAAGUUUGGUGAUGAUCUGACUGGUGUACAUGAAAGUAAGAAGCCUCUAUGGAUCCACACGUUAAGUUCCGGUCGCAGUAUGACCUUGACCCAGACAGAGAAAGGUUAUCCCCCACCCAUCGAGCAUAUUGGCCUCCCUGCCAAGAUUAGAGAAGAAAAAGGUUGGCACUGGGCUCCUACUCACACCCGCCCCAUGCAUUACCCGUGGCACAAGUCAGGCUACCUGGAGCAAAGGAAGAAGCAAUUGAACCAGUUUGAGGAGGAACUCGAUCCCCAUAAACCUGACUUUGAUGGUUUGGAAGUGAUUGGAACAGCCAACCCAUUUGGUGGAGAAGCUGACCAAUCAGGAGGCUCGUCUCAAAUGUUAAUGGAGAUGGAGAGACAGCCAGUCACAGAGAUGGAAAUGUUGGUAGAGGAUGAUGAUGACGACGAAGAGUUCACUGGUGAGAACCGUGGUACAAAUGACAGCAACCCUACCCCAGUAUUUGGCCCCUCUAUACAGUUUGCUGGUCAGGCGGCCCGGUGGACUGGUGACAGUUAUAGUUUUAAGGAUCAGGUUGGUAUCGAGGCUCGUGUAAACUUCGAGACUUUCUCUGGUGAUAGAGUGACCAGCUAUCUGACAAUAAUCAACAAUGGUACAACCUCUGUCUACUAUGACUGGAAGAAAAAGCCUAAAGAGAAUCCAUUUGAUUUAGCACAGGCAAAUGUACAGAGAUUUUACUUCAACAACAGUAGUGGUGUUAUUCUACCAGGGGAGACAAUGAAGUUUCCAUUUGUGUUUAAAUCUCCAAAUGCUGGAGUGUUCCAGGAACAAUGGCAGUUUGAGACUCGGCCUGUUGUAUGUGGGGGAGCUGACCUACUUGUGACUUUGAGAGGUAUAGCGUUUUCUGAGGACAAAUACAAGGGUCAGAGGCUUAAACUAGAGUCGGAGUUACAGACAAAGGAAGCAGAUCAGAUGAUGAGACAUAUCCUGGAGGAGAUUAUUGGAGGUAUGAGGACACCAGACAGGCCCUCCAGUCCUAUAGAUGCUUAUAUCACUGAGGAGGAAAUAUUCCAGAGAUGUAACCCUAAGUUACAUUAUCAUCAUGAUGGAGUACAAGAACUCAAGCAACUCCAUCUAGAACUUGUACCACUGGAGGAACGUGAUGGCCGAACAUGGGAUCUGAGCGUAGAUGACCUCAAAGAUGAAAUAUUGCAAAUGGAUGACGAUGAUGAACGGAAGGAAACAUUUCUACAUCAACUUAAUACUUGUGUUUCCAAGAUGUCAUUCAUACCCCAGAAACCUGUACACAAGCAACUCUACAAGGCAGGUUAUCAACUACUGGUAGAGGCUAUAGAUGAUAUGGUUGGUCAGUCUAUAGUAGUGAGACAGGUUAUGGGGUUACCAGACAAAGACUUUGAUGACUUUGGUGAUGAUACGAUUGGGCAAGGAUUGUCAGAUAAAGUACCUGGAAGUA